Enterobius vermicularis (human pinworm) is the source of this 912-nucleotide messenger RNA. The record is from the annotation of a GenBank genome assembly. NCBI's taxonomy places the organism in Eukaryota, Metazoa, Nematoda, Chromadorea, Rhabditida, Oxyuridae.
AUGUUUUGCCAGCAGCCGCAAUCAACAACACCAAUCAUACAACGUUUGCUGCUACUUUACCUAUCCUUCACUGCAUAUUUACUGUUAACAAGUUCUAAAGCAAUUGAUUUACUUGAUCAUUUUCCGAAUUACUGCAAUAAUUCAGAUCUGAUUGAGAGUGCUGGUCUAAUUCGAUCAACUCUUGGACAAUUCUUGGGCUUUGAAUGCAGUGCUGAAUUUUUUCACUGUCGUUGGCAAAGCGAUGGUUUUCGUACCUACAAGAAACUUUGUCGACCAGGUUUGGUUUACGAUACACUAGGAACUCAAAACUGCAAUUACGAUUACAAUGUAAAGGGUUGUGCAAUGCGUUCCUUUGCUGGUAACUACUCUUGUACUGCAGAACAGUUCCUUUGCCCACUAUCAGAAAAAUGCGUUAAUAUGAGUCAAAGAUGUGACGGUAAAUAUGACUGUGUACUUGAAGAAGAUGAACAAAACUGCCCAAUGUGCGAGCCUAAUUACUUCCCCUGUGUUGCUUCUGAGCAGUGUAUACCUAUGAAACGACGAUGUGAUGGCUUUCCAGAUUGCACGGAUCGUACGGAUGAAAUGAAUUGCAACGAAUGUCCAUCCGGUGGUUUCUACUGCAGAAAGUCAAAGCAGUGUAUUGACGCAUCUCAACGCUGCGAUGGAGUCGUUCACUGCCUAACUGGGGAUGACGAAGCUCUGUGUAAAAUGUCAAAAGAACAAGAAUUUUUAUGUGAAGAUCGUAAUCAAAAGAUUCCAAUGUUUCAACUGUGUGACGGCAUCGAACAGUGCCCCGACAAAUCAGAUGAAGCCUACUGCGCCAGAACCAUCGAUUAUCCAUUGUCCAUAUUAAUCAAUACUAACAAUACACUUCAACCAGCUCUGAUUAGUGACAAUUACUUGCUCAUUUAA